Nematolebias whitei (Rio pearlfish) is the source of this 748-nucleotide messenger RNA. RefSeq names its product NADH:ubiquinone oxidoreductase complex assembly factor 8 (gene ndufaf8). Bases 183 to 407 code for a protein of 74 amino acids. The transcript is spliced from 3 exons. Gene Ontology annotation, cellular component: mitochondrion. Gene Ontology annotation, biological process: mitochondrial respiratory chain complex I assembly. The record is from RefSeq and is a predicted model, not a curated record. NCBI's taxonomy places the organism in Eukaryota, Metazoa, Chordata, Actinopteri, Cyprinodontiformes, Rivulidae.
UCAAUAUGGCGCUGUCCGUGGUUUACAAGAAUACCGUACCUCCUGUAUAAAAAGUAUAUGUCUUUUACAUCGUUUUAGGGUUGUUGAUGCGUUUACCAAAACAACGAGCAGCACUGGGUUUUGAAAUUACUUUUUUUUUGUCUAUUGUUAAUGUCGAUCACAAAGCGGGCUUGUGUUAAUGUAUGGUGAUCAUAAUGUCGGGGUCAAAUGUGUGGAGUCGCAGCCGGGAGAGGAUGAGACUCUUCUCUGGACUGUUUGCACAAUGUGCAGAAGAGGCAGCAGCGUAUGGAAAGUGUGUAGCAGCAACAACCAAAAGCAAACAGGAGCUGAAGAAGGACCUGUGUGCCCAAGAGUUCCAGGCACUGAAGACCUGCUUUACCAACGCAGCCAAGAAGAGAGCCAAAUGAAUACAAAAAACAGAUCUGCAAUAAAGACAAGUUUCAUAUCAAAUAUUUAAACAGACUAACUCGACUGUUCUUGUGGAUUUUUUUAAUUGAUUCUUACCAGUAAAACGUCUGAAUACACGUACAAAAAUACUCUUGUACAAAGCUACGGUCCUGGACUUUGAGGUGCUGGAAUCUCCAAAGGACUUUGAUCAUGAAGACCGACAAAUACAGCCCAGCGUUUCCAGUCCAUCUUGUUUUAAUAAACGUCUGAACAAGUGAAAACCACCAAGUAAGAAAUCAAAACUGGCAUGUUUAGUUUAAACGUGUUCUGCAGCAUGUAGACAGAGAGGCACUAAGAAAUC